Messenger RNA from Jaminaea rosea, 1742 nucleotides. RefSeq lists its product as hypothetical. NCBI's taxonomy places the organism in Eukaryota, Fungi, Basidiomycota, Exobasidiomycetes, Microstromatales. The transcript has 4 exons. The record is from RefSeq and is a predicted model, not a curated record. Gene Ontology annotation, cellular component: cytosol; spliceosomal complex. Gene Ontology annotation, biological process: mRNA cis splicing, via spliceosome; calcium-mediated signaling. Bases 54 to 1742 code for a protein of 562 amino acids.
CUUGUCACUUCUCCACCACAAACAACCAACACCUGCCCUCUCUCCUGACCAGCAUGUUCGGCUCCUCCUCAUCAUCAUCAGCAGAAGCGCCGCAAAUCCAACCACUCAACGUUGCCCCUCCCCACCUGUCAGCACAAGAGCACGAUGCAGCGACCAGUGCCACCCCCGCUUCAUUCGCGGAUAUCCCACCUCGUCUUGUUCUCGGAUUGCAGAAUGUGACCAUUGCGGUGGAGCCAGCCUUGGUGCAGGGAGAAGUCAAAAUUGAUGGUGUACAGAGGGGAGAGAUGUGGGCCACUGAGUCGUCCCUCUCCUUCCUCCCUUCCUCAGGCCAAGGCUUCUCCCUUCCUUACCCGCUCAUCGUUCUCCAUGCUGUCUCUGCCUCAGUGCCCGCUGCGAUCGCCUCCUCAGGCUCAUCUUCAGCGCGACGCUCCAUCUACUGCCAAAUCGAGCGGCAAAGUGGAGAAGACGAGGAAGGGGACGAAGAUGAGGCAGACGGGUUGAGGGAGAUGUGGAUCGUACCGGAGAGUGAUGCGGAUGUCGACCCCCUCUUCCAAUCCCUCUCGCACUGCGCCUCCCUCCACCCCUCGAUCCAAGAUGGCGACGGUGAAGACGACGAUGGUGGCAAUCCAUUCGCGGGCAUGGGUCCAUUCGGGACCGGUCUGACAGGAGGCGUGGCAGGGCAAUUCGACGAUGUCAAUGGCGGUGCAGAUGGGGAGCAGCAGGAGCUCAGCGAAGCUGGAAGGGCCCAUCUUGAUCGAUUCGAGGCAAUGCUUGGCGGUAGUACCGACGCUCCCUCGGCCAACGACGACGACGACUCGCAGUCCGGCCUCUCGCGCUCGUCCAACCUACUUCUUCUCCGCACCCAGCCGCAGCCCUAUCCCUCUCUCUUCCAGGCCCCGCUCCUCUCCUCCCUCCUCGCCCUCCUUGACGCAUACGCUCCAGUGGUGGGAUGGGACCCUUCCCCGGCCGAAGGCACCAUGCGCAUUGUAUUCGACAACCGUCGCUCUGCCGCACGAAGGGUGGAAGACGACUUAUCGCGGGUUCAGGAAGUGCUGGACGGCCUGCAAUUGGAGGUCGAAGGAGUGGCCGCAGGCGAAGAACCGCCACGUUUGAGCGCUACAGUCCUUGCCCACGGGAUCGACGUCGACUCCCUGCUCCCGCGCGGAUUGACGGAUCCUGCAACUUCAUCGAGAGACGGGGCUCCUCAGCGUUCCGCCUUUGCUCCGACGGACCAUCUUCAGCCACCGAAUACGGAUCGCAAUUUCCUCAUCUCGCCACCAGGGUCUCCGCCUAUUGGGUGGGAGCCGAUGAGGGAGGACCCGCCGAAUAGAGAGACACUGGCUGGUGAUCUGAUCGAGGCGCUCAAAAGGUUAAGCGGUGGGGCGAGGGAGGACGAAGACAAGGAAGAGGAGCAGAGCGAGACGAAGGCGCAAGCGCAAGCGCAGGCAGGAAGUGGGGGCUCGACGGGUUCGACGAACGGCCCGAGGCCGGGCGAGGUGAAGGUUGUGAUGCGCAGUGGACAGGAAGAUGGCCAGGAAGGAUUGACAGUUACGGUGCAGUCCUUCGACGAUGAGGGCGAUGAUGGCCAAGAGUCUGCAGGCUCCUCUCGCCCGGACAUCACAAAGGUCAAGGCAACGGUGGAAAGCAUGCAGGCGAGCGGCAACGUCGAUGGUCUUGGAUUGGGUGACGCAGCCGGGGGAGGCAAGAGGAUCACGCCCACAGGUCGUCCUCCUCUCGCCUAG